AGCCACGGCUCAGAGAAGGAACUCUGGGGACAGGACACCCGAGCUCUCGUCUUGGCUCUGCCACAGACCUCCCUAUUGUCUCUGCUAAGUCACUUCCUCUCCCCGGGCCCCAGUUUUCUCAUCUGAGAAAUGGGCCAGUCAGGCUUGUCCUCCUGGCUCACAGGUGGAACGACCCAGCGGGAAGGGCCAGGGGCUGCCCGUCUCUUCGCCCCACCUGGGACAGGUGAGGAGUUUCGGGGGACGCCUUCAUGGGGCCUGAACCUAGCGCCCGGCUGCACCAGGACCGUGUUGCAUUUGGCCGGCAGCUCCUCUGAAGCAGCCACCCUGGCCCCUCGGGGCCCUGACCCCGGCCUGGGCACUACAAGGGAUCGAUUGGCCCUGGCCUUGGGGCCCUGAUUGGUCCCGGCUGAACAGAGCAAACAGCAAGGUCAUCUACAGCCACAGGCCCGUUCCCCAGCCCCAGUCCAUAGCUGCCUCGUGCAGGCAGGUGGUGGCUCUUCUGUCCCCAGACGGAGCCCGUGAGUGACACCCCAGGCGGAGGAGCCCGGAGCCAUGCAGAGUCUUGGAACCCUGCUCUUGCAGCUGACCGCCUGCCUGGCGGUGAGUGCCAGCCCUGUGACGACGUUGCCCGACGACAUCCAAGUGCAGGAGAACUUCGACCUGUCUAGGAUCUACGGGAAAUGGUUCCACGUGGCCGUGGGUUCCACCUGCCCGUGGCUGAAGAGGUUCAAGGACAAGAUGACCAUGAGCUCGCUGGUGCUGGGAGAGGGAGCAACGGACAGGGAGCUCAGCGUGACUAAUACUCACUGGCGGAAAGGUGUCUGUGAGGCGAUCUCUGGGGCUUAUGAGAAAACAGGCACUGAUGGAAAGUUCUUCUAUCACAAACCCAAAUGGAACAUCACCAUGGAGUCCUAUGUGGUCCACACCAACUAUGAUGAGUAUGCCAUUUUUCUGACCAAGAAAUUCAGCCGCCGCCAUGGACCCACCAUUACUGCCAAGCUCUAUGGACGGGAGCCACAGCUUCGGGAAACCCUGCUGGAGCAGUUCAGGGAAGUUGCCCUGGGUGUGGGCAUCCCUGAGGACUCCAUCUUCAGGAUGCCCGACAGAGGUGAGUGUGUCCCUGGGGAGCAGGAACCAGCGCCCACUCCACUCUCGAGAGCCCGGCGGGCUGUUCUGCCCCAGGAAGAGGAAGGAUCAGGGGCUGGACAACUAGUAACUGAUUUCGGCAAGAAAGAAGAUUCCUGCCAGCUGGGCUACUCACAAGGUCCUUGCCUGGGGAUGAUUCAGAGGUAUUUCUAUAAUGGCUCAUCCAUGGCCUGCGAGACCUUCCACUACGGUGGCUGCAUGGGGAACGGCAACAACUUUGUCUCAGAGAAGGAGUGUCUGCAGACCUGCCGGACCGUGGAGGCCUGCAAUCUCCCCAUAGUCCCUGGCCCCUGCCGAGGCUCCACCCAGCUCUGGGCAUUUGAUGCUGUCAAGGGGAAGUGCGUCCUCUUCAUCUACGGGGGCUGCAAGGGCAACAGCAACCAGUUCUACUCAGAGAAGGAGUGCAAGGAGUACUGUGGCAUCCCUGGUGAAGGGGAGGAGGAGUUGCUGCGCUUCUCCAGCUGAGCGGCCCACAGGCCAGAGGUCCACAGGCCACAGGGAGCGCGAGGGCCAGUGUCUGCCCCAGGGUCCCGCGGCAGGUUCCAAUAAAAAGCAAAUUGUAGACUCCUGAAAUCCCAUGUCCUGACGAUUCAUCACGAAGUAUAAUGAGAUGGGGGAGGGGAGGGGGAGACAAGCUGGGGAGCGGGCAUGAGUAACCCAGCUUUCCCCACAUGUGAAAAAUGUAUGUGUCGGCAAUGUAUAGAGCCAUCUUCAGGACAUGAAAUUGGCUAUGCAAAUUACGAAACAUAAAUCACAGUUCUGUAUAAAA
Molecule: messenger RNA, 1915 nt
Organism: Aethalodelphis obliquidens (Pacific white-sided dolphin)
Lineage: Eukaryota; Metazoa; Chordata; Mammalia; Artiodactyla; Delphinidae
Gene: AMBP
Product: alpha-1-microglobulin/bikunin precursor
Exons: 10
Coding region: 553-1611 (352 amino acids)
Molecular function (GO): serine-type endopeptidase inhibitor activity
Source: RefSeq, a predicted model, not a curated record